AUGGCGAUGAGCAGGAUCCGCGGCGCUUUUGCAGUGCCUAGAAAAGGAGAAACGUUUGAAUUGCGAGCUGGUCUUGUGUACGGAGUUCCUCCACCCUACAAUAGAUCUCAGUAUGCGUACGAACGGAAGGAAGCCAUUCAGAAGACCAUCAUGGCCAUGACACUGGGAAAGGAUGUCUCUGCUCUUUUCCCUGACGUCCUCAAGAAUAUUGCGACGAGUGAUCUUGAACAGAAGAAGCUUGUAUAUCUAUAUCUCAUGAAUUACGCCAAAUCUCACCCGGAUCUUUGCAUUCUCGCCGUGAAUACAUUUGUACAAGACUCCGAAGACCCCAAUCCGUUGAUUAGGGCACUGGCUAUCAGAACAAUGGGAUGUAUUCGGGUGGAUAAAAUGGUCGACUACAUGGAGGAACCACUUCGCAAGACUCUCCGGGACGAAUCACCGUAUGUCCGAAAGACUGCUGCGAUCUGCGUGGCAAAGCUAUUCGACUUGAACCCUUCACUGUGUUUGGAGAAUGGUUUCCUUGAGAUGCUGCAGGAAAUGAUUGGCGAUCCAAAUCCUAUGGUGGUUGCGAACUCGGUGACCGCGCUUUCGGAAAUCCAUCAUGCCGCCCCCGAGACCCGAGCCCUCCAAGUCACAUCUAACGUACUGCGGAAGAUGCUGAUGGCGUUGAAUGAAUGUACGGAGUGGGGCCGGGUCACAAUCCUGACAACUCUGGCAGAAUACAAGACCAGUGAUGUGACGGAAUCGGAGCACAUUUGCGAGCGAGUCGCGCCACAAUUUCAACACGCAAAUCCAGGUGUAGUACUGGCAGCGGUCAAGGUCGUUUUCCUGCACAUGAAGAACAUCAAGCAGGAGUUGUCGAGCAACUACUUGAAGAAGAUGGCGCCCCCUCUAGUGACUCUGGUGUCCUCCGCUCCGGAAGUACAAUAUGUCGCAUUGCGAAACAUCGAUCUGUUGUUGCAGAAGCAGCCUGAUAUUCUGAACAAAGAGCUGCGGGUUUUCUUCUGCAAGUACAAUGACCCUCCUUAUGUCAAGUUCCAGAAACUGGAAAUUAUGGUCCGCAUAGCCAACGACCGCAACGUCGAUCAGCUCCUCGCAGAACUGCGGGAGUACGCAUUGGAAGUCGAUAUGGAUUUCGUGCGGCGCGCCGUGAGAGCCAUUGGCCAGGUUGCCAUCAAGAUCGAGAGUUCAUGCGAGAAGUGUGUAAACACAUUGUUGGAUUUGAUCAACACCAAAGUGAACUACCUUGUACAGGAGGCUAUUGUUGUCAUAAAAGACAUUUUCCGAAAAUACCCUGGAUACGAAGGCAUCAUCCCUACUCUCUGCAAAUGCAUUGACGAGUUGGAUGAACCAAACGCCCGCGCCGCGCUCAUCUGGAUAGUGGGAGAAUAUGCGGAGAAGAUUAGCAAUGCUGGCGACAUUCUGGCCGGGUUUGUGGAAGGGUUCAAUGAGGAAUUCUCACAGACCCAGCUUCAGAUUCUUACUGCCGUCGUAAAGCUAUUCUUGAAGCGGCCUGAGAAGGCUCAAGGACUGGUUCAGAAAGUUCUCCAGGCGGCAACGGCUGAGAACGAUAACCCCGAUGUCCGUGACCGAGCCUACGUUUACUGGCGUCUUCUCUCCAACACAAGUGAUCCCAACGCUACGAAGAACAUCGUUCUUUCCCAGAAGCCUCCUAUUCUGAUCGGUGAACUCUCUACUCUUGCAUCCGUCUACCACAAACCACCAGAGCAAUUUGUCGGUCAGGGCAGAUUUGGCGCAGAUGCCGUGCAACGCGCUGCUAUCGAGGAACAAAUCCAAAACGCCCGUGAAAACCCCUUGGCUGCAGCCGCCGCGGCUGCCGCAGUCACGGGUGCUACACCCCCGCCACAGGCUCAAAACAACAUUGAGAACCUCCUGGAUAUCGAUUUCGAUGGCGCAGCUCCCGCUUCGACCCAGAAAGAACCUGCUAGUGGAAUGUCUGGUCUCGAGGGUCUUGCUGGUACUCCCGUUCGAGUAGAGUCUCCUGUUGUUGGCGCGCCCGCUCCUGCCUCAAGCAACAACCUGGACGACCUCCUUGGUGUGUUCGGCGAUAGCGGCAGUGCCGCCGCACCAGCCAGCAUCGCUGUUCCCAACGGCGGUGGUGCCGCUGCGGAUCUCAUGAACGGCUUCUCUGGCCUUGAUCUCUCCGCCAACACCACGUCGCCACCCCCAGGGGGCAAUCAGCAAAGAAAGACCAACGAGGAUAUUCUAUCACUGUUCUAA
This is a messenger RNA of Aspergillus novofumigatus IBT 16806, 2241 nucleotides long. Its product is annotated as putative AP-1 adaptor complex subunit beta. Lineage: Eukaryota; Fungi; Ascomycota; Eurotiomycetes; Eurotiales; Aspergillaceae. Gene Ontology annotation, molecular function: clathrin binding. Gene Ontology annotation, cellular component: membrane coat. Gene Ontology annotation, biological process: vesicle-mediated transport; intracellular protein transport. Bases 1 to 2241 code for a protein of 746 amino acids. The transcript is spliced from 8 exons. The record is from RefSeq and is a predicted model, not a curated record.